AUGACUACGAAUGCAUCUGCAAAUUCAAACACUUCUUGUUUGCGGACGGAGACUUGGCCGGCAGGACUAACAAAUGGGGAUUUUAUUGACUUAAAUCGCUUCAUAUUCCUAACAGUCAUCGGCCUUCCCGUGUGUGCGGUAGGCGUUGUCACAAGUGCUCUCAGCAUCUUUUUGUUUUGUCGGGACACUACGACCCCGCGAACGACUCGCAAGCUCCUCGUCCUCACGUCACUGACUGAUGUACAUUUUCUCAUCUUCUCCAUGCUCUACCUACAACCGUUGACAUUCUGCAAAGGGGGUUCUAUCUGCAGACCGUUCUACAAGUCAACUGGGUACAUUCUGCCCAUAUUUUCCCUCGUUAAUAUUCUAGAAAGUCUUAGGAAUUCGUUGGUUGUUCUAAUUGGCGUAGAACGCUUCCUUAUCAUCUGCUUUCCCGUUCGCAGCAAAGUGUGGUGGAAUGGGAGGCUAAUUAAUCGCCUCAUAGCUGCCUGUUUUGGAUUUUCCGUCCUGGUUCGACUUCCCCUCAUCUGCUAUUUGGCACUUGAGAAUGCGGGAUCAGAAUGGUCUGAAGUGAUGGCGUGGCUUUACCAACUACACUCCUGCACCGAUAGCGUCCUGGUCUCGCUAAUACCGUUGAUAAUUCUCAUUGUCUGCAGUCUGCAGAUUGGACGUGGUCUGCGGCGGUCAGAUCUUUUCCGUCAGAGGCAGAGGCAGAGGCAGUCUGUGCCGAUUGAUGGUCACAAAGAGAACACCUGUUCAAGCCCCAGUGUUUCUCGCGGGGUCAAGCUCACUCGUGCCCUCCUCACUGGCAUCAUCACCUUCACUCUCUUCAUGCUGCCUCUGGUGCCUGUGAGUAUCAUCCAGAUUGUAUCACGUUACGUCUUUCCCUCUUCAUGCGUCUACUUGGUCGCCCUUCACGUUUGCUCUUAUGUGGCUGCUCUGGGCUCUCAACUGAACUCUACAGCAAAUUUUUUUGUCUACAUUGUCUACUGGGGCAGGUACAGGCGGAUGUUACUGCGGAUGUUACAUUGUGAAUGUCUGGACCGAGUGCAACGACUAGAUAACAAGCUGAAGUUAGAUAUUGAUCUGCCUCGUCGCUUUGAAUCCGUAUUUGUGCGGCAUAAAAGUGAACGGAAGGUCAGUCCACUGGCACAGCAGGUUCAAUGGAGCCUGCCGGACAUUCCAGCGUCGGUUGACCUGCUCCAUGAGGGUCUGCAAGCCUGA
Molecule: messenger RNA, 1224 nt
Organism: Dibothriocephalus latus
Lineage: Eukaryota; Metazoa; Platyhelminthes; Cestoda; Diphyllobothriidea; Diphyllobothriidae
Source: the annotation of a GenBank genome assembly